Pestalotiopsis fici W106-1 is the source of this 627-nucleotide messenger RNA. RefSeq lists its product as uncharacterized. The coding region runs from base 1 to 627 and encodes 208 amino acids. Gene Ontology annotation, cellular component: cytoplasm. The record is from RefSeq and is a predicted model, not a curated record. NCBI's taxonomy places the organism in Eukaryota, Fungi, Ascomycota, Sordariomycetes, Amphisphaeriales, Sporocadaceae. Gene Ontology annotation, molecular function: actin binding; adenylate cyclase binding. The transcript has 2 exons. Gene Ontology annotation, biological process: regulation of adenylate cyclase activity; cytoskeleton organization.
AUGGCUUCUCAAGGCAUGUACAAUGCUGCGACACUUUGUAAAAGAUUGGAAGCUGUGACUGCACGGCUCGAGGAUAUCGUGUCGACACUGGACAAGACCGCGGAUGCUGGUCAACCAUCAAAAUCGUCAAUUAAAGAACACUUGACAGCUGCCCUCCAGGUAGCAUCCGAUGAUAUGUUGAUUGGGCAGUCAGCACAAGAAGCUCCAGAUCAGUCCAUCUCCUCGGAUCUUUUAGAUUUUGACGCCUUUCUCGAUACCACAGUAGCGCGCUACGUUGAGUUGAGCAACGAGAUUGGUGGACCAGUCGCAAAGCAAGCUCAAUGCAUUCUGUAUGGUCUUCGAGAACAACGAAACAUCAUAGAGAAGAUAUCGAAAAUAUCCAGUCCUGACUCAAACACACUGGACUCCCUCUGUCAGCCACUAACACAGGCCAUGGCUACAGCCAAAGCCAUUCAGGAGGCCAACCGCGGUCACAAAUUAUAUAAUCAUCUCAGUUGUGUAGCAGACGGUAUUCUGCUCUUGAGCUGGAUCAAGAUACAAAUGCGGCCUUUCCGACACAUUGAUCAGAUGUUGGAAUGCGCAAAAUACUUUGGCAAUAAGGUCCAAGCUGAGCACAAGCAAAAGUAA